Molecule: messenger RNA, 5396 nt
Organism: Ochlerotatus camptorhynchus
Lineage: Eukaryota; Metazoa; Arthropoda; Insecta; Diptera; Culicidae
Product: maestro heat-like repeat-containing protein family member 1
Exons: 9
Coding region: 220-5394 (1724 amino acids)
Cellular component (GO): cytoplasm
Source: RefSeq, a predicted model, not a curated record
AUGUUAGUAUUUUUUAGUUGUUUGGUGAAAUUUUAAAGCAUACAAGUUCGAUUGAAUAUUUCGAAGAAACUAAACCAAGCUAAACUGUUUAUGUGACGGUUCGUUGCGCCAGAUAGCGAUUUUUUCGAUUUAAGUAGAUAGAAAAGUGGAAUUCUACGAAUCUGCCUGCUCAUUGGAAACUUUCAUCAAGGGGCUACAGUUUUUGUAGAUAAUCGAAUUAUGGAUACGUCCAGCGACGAGAGGAAAUCGACUGUGCUUAUUAAACAGGAUCAUCAUUUUGCUUCCAUCGUUAAUAGUCUACUGGACAGCCUUGGAGAAAAAGAUGAGCAGCUGCGCAGCACUACUGAAGCAUCGCUGAUAAGAAUUGCAAAGCGCCGACAUGACGAAAUCGUAGAAGUGUUCUGCGAGUACCGCAAGAAACACCCAAAACUUGGUGAUGCACAGGCUUCCAUCAUAUUAAGAGUGAUUGAACAUGUCGUAAUGAAUUUGAUGGACCAAAUCACCCAUGACACAGCAUCGAAGUGCGUCGAGUACAGCGUAAAUGAGAUAACACGUUCACCGGACCAGCAAGCGGACGUUCAAAACCCAUGUCGAGAGAUUUUGGUUUCAGUCGGAAGACGCUACUGUAAAGAAGUGAUGGAUGCAUUGUCUAAACACGUAGAUCAACACCAAGUAGCGCACUUUAUGAUACUUUAUUCGAUGGGAUCACUAGCCACGGCCAACGUAAUGGAAUCUAUUCCUUUGAUUAAGCCAAUUUUGGGCUUCGUUCUACCGACCCUUUCGUCGAUUAAGCAAGAUUAUAUUAGACAGUCGUACGCUUUCGCUGUCGGACGGUUCUGCGAAGCGUUUUGUGAGUAUAAGGAACAUCAGCGUCUGCAUCCGAACGAGGAAACUCCGAUGAAAACUGGCAUCACAUACGACGUCUCAGACGAAGUGGGGAUAGCAUACGAUUUGUUCCAGAGCCAAUGGCUUUCAUCACGUGAACCGAAAUUGUCGUAUGAAGUCCUGAAUGCAUUGUCUUUCAUGUAUCCUUUGUUGUCGGUUGAGAAGAUCAACGAUGGAUUGAUGAAAGUGAUUCCAAGCACAUUGGCACUCUAUCGACGCAGCUUAGAUCGAAGUGUCUUAACACAGUAUCUAGCGUCGAUAAUUAAAACGGUUCUUUCACUCAAUUCGACGCUUCUGUCGGGAUUAUCCGACAAUAUCAUAGCUUGCCUCUUCGACUUGGUGUGUGUUAAUCCAGACUACGAGAAACCACAAACGGUGAAGGGACACUAUGAGGUUUUGCGAUGCUUUGAUUUGAUGGCUAACGAUUAUGGCGAUAAAAUUAUCGAUAUUCUGAUUAUACAUCUACGCAGCAACAACGAACGCGAGAGGAUCAAGUCUCUGCUCGUUUUAACCCAUCUCACCAAUACAUCGGAGCGUGUCAUCAACGAAAAGCAGCAUGAGAUAACCACCAUCCUGAAGACAAUGCUCACGGUCGAGCGAUCGAUUAAGUUGAAGGUGGUACUUUUGAAGACGAUUGUUGCAUUCAUGCAACGUAGUUUUGUUCAUGAAAAGGAGUUUGUGACAUUUUUGAUAAGAGGCAGCUGUCGAAUGAACAAGUUCAACACCGAGUAUGGUAGCAACGAUGAAUACCAGGAGUUUGUGAAAGCGUGUAACGAUACAAUGUUCAUUUUGUCCUCCACCAUUGGCACAAUGGACGAUGUGCUGAAAAUGGAACUCCUUCAAAGUUAUCUUAGACUGGAAUUUACCGACAUUUGCAGUACGAUUGCCAAAUGCUUGGCAAAUCUCCUGGCGAAAAAUGCGGAAAUAAGUCGAGUCCCGGAACGGCGUAAUCCGUUCGAUGAAAGCGAACCCAGCGAGGACAUUAGACCACCUAAUCCCAUAUCAAUAUUUGUGCGUUCACUAGCAUUACUGGGUAACUUCUCCGAAGCAGCUCGAGUGCAGAAUGUUCUGUCUUUCCUCAAAAGCUACUCGACGAACCUCUACAAACACUUGUCACCACUAUGGAACGAACGAAUUGGAAGCAUGCUUCAGGAGUUGGGCAACGUGAAUGGUAUGGACCAGAAGCGAUACGAUGUGGUUUUGUUUGAUUUUCUCCAAGCCACUAUUAAGGAUGUUGACGAAUUUAAGUUUGUCGAGGGCAUCAUUGCUGAAAUAUUUCAUCAACUGCCUUUGUAUCAACCAAUCUCCACUGGUUCAAGUCAGCAACAGUUGGAGUUCAAAAUUCCCAUCCUGGACCAAGAGAAGCGAAUGCUGGUAAAAGUUCUGGGAAUGUGCCUCUGUCAUUCGGUAGAUGAGCAUCUGAUAACCAAUAAAAUCGACUUGAUCAUAGGGUUGGCUAAAGCGGAGAAGCUUGAGAAGAACGCCCCCAAUGAAGAAUAUGAAAAACUAGUUCAAGAUCAUGCCCAAGCCUUAGGUUUCGUAUCGGUUGAGCACAGUGAUAAACUGAUGAAGAAGCUUCUCGCGUUGGUAAUCGAUGACGGAACUGUAAAGAAAUCUGGAAGCUUUUUCUCAAAUUUGAACUUUAUCAAGGAUACGAGUAAAGAACAGGAAAACUUCAAAAUAAAGGUGCUGGUACUGCAGGCACUAAACUUUGUGGUUACGAAAGCUGCUCAAGAGAAAGUGGUUCGACUUUUCGACGAAACUGUUAUCAAUUACCUGACGGCUCAGUUCGAUAACAAGGAACUGUUUAUCAAAAAGCUAAUCCUAAGUACCUUCCUGAGCCUUGCAGAUAUACUGCUAUCGAAUCCAAAUGCCCUACCCGAGGAUCAUAUGAACAAUUUUAAAAACAAAAAAGAUCUUCUCAAAAUUUGCAUGAAUAUUACGUGUGACUCACAAAAUGAAUAUCUCCCUCUCUUUCCGCUUAUUCUCAAAUUGUCGACUGCUCUGAUCAAACUGAAUGGCGAAGAUGAAAAUGUCGAUGUCAAUGAAUUGCUAAAUACCGCUUGUUUCUAUUUUUUCACCACGGCUCAAAAUCUGAAAAGUAAGUUUGAUUCCAUCGAGGAAGACAACAGAAACAGCUAUCUGGCAAAGUAUCUUAAUCUAUCGCUGCCGGAAUUGAAUCAGUUUAUAAAAUCAAUCCUUGAGCAACAGAAUGGCUCACCGGCUUGUUUGGAUGACAUCAACUCGAUUUUGGAGAUUUGGCUCAAAGAUCGCAAUAACGAAGUUCGUAUUUGCGCCGGCCACGUGUAUAACAACACGCUUGAAAUUUACAUGCGUGCAAUGAAGAUUGGGUAUGAAGCACCAUCCAAGUUUAACCAAACAGGAAGUCUGCUGGGUAAAAUAAUCCCACGUUGUAUCGAUUCGAAUGCUACCGUCCGCCAGACAGCUAUUGAUGUACUGAAAAAAAUAUUGGAAAUUGCGUGCAUCUAUGAAACCCUGACGAUUGCCGAUAAUCGUGUGGAUUGGGUAAAGGAGUUGGACCUUAUUAGGGAUGAAAUCGUGACGGAUGAUGCGAAAGAUAUCUACCGUAUUGCUGGACAGUUGGCGAACAUAAUCGCAUUGAGGCUGUCGAGCUAUCAGUAUGUGCAAUUCAGUAAAUGCUUGCUGUACAGUUUGAAAGAUCCCGAGCAUAGCUCUGCCAUUGGAGCUUCGGUCGUGUUGAAAUUUUUCAUGCAAGUAAAAGGAUCUGAGAUGUUUCAUGCAAUCCCGGAGCUCGUGAAGGAGUGCCUCUAUGCGGUUAAGAUUUGUGAAGUUUCGAGAGCACGUUCAGGCGUUCUAAAAUCGAUGUUGGCUCUUACGAAACAUCAUCCGAAGCUGGUGUGCAAUGAAAUUCUUGGUCAGAGUUUACCACUUGAAGAAAACGUUAUCGACUACUGGCGUACCGUUACGUUGGAUUCGGAAUUGACUGGUAUAAUAUUGGACAAUUUCAUUGGUGCGGUAACCACAUCAUGCCUGUACGAACAACAGCAUCAGGAAAAACCUCGUGACGAUGCUCAGAAAGCUGUCACCCUAAUGCCAUUUUCGAUCAUUUGUGUUUUUAAUGAGAUUUUCAAAAGUCAGGACAUCAAAGCCGAGCUGAAAACAAGAUUCACGGAAAUAUUCUGCAUGCUUCUCUCAACGUUAGCUACCUACAUAAAUUUGCUUCCCCCUUGUAACCAUGUGAUCCCCCAGGAGGGUACCAACGUAACCAUUCCCAAAAGUGUCAAACGUGGAAAAUCCACCACUAAGGACUCCAGACUGAAUCCAUGUCAGGUUGCAUUGGAUACGUUUAAAACAUUUCUGGACACGCUGGACAUGCAGCAAAUCUCGAACGUACUUUGCAUAUGUCCGGACCUAGCAUCUUGCACCGAUCUGAAUAGCUUCAUAGAAAUUCUUACACCACUGAGCGUGGCAACGGCAAGUGAGGUUGGCAUAAAUUCAACCACGAUGAAGCAAAUCGUUACCACGUUGAGUAAAUACGUGAGCAGUCCGUACGACACUCAAAGGAUCGCUUCUACUGGAUUCUACUCACACCUUGUUCCCCUGAAGCCGUGCGGAGAAAUAUCAUCCGUCAUCAUGCUCCAUCUGAAUUCAUCUCUGAAUGACCCGAAUCCACUGGUACGAGGCCUUAGCAUUCGAGGUAUGGCAUACUUGUGCAACCUGACCGACCACGAUAUCGACAAAUAUGCCGAAAUGUGUCUCACUGCUAUGCUCAAGGGAAUCGAUGAUUAUAACAAAAAUUGUUUCAUUAAUAUUCCACUGGAGAGCAUGAGAGGUCUUUCGAAAAUUCUACAAUCCCUCCCGCAAGACAAGUUUCAAAUGUUUCAAAUAUCGUUGGCAAUUCGAAUAAAACCGUUCUUCGAGAACACUUCAACGGAAUUGCGGGAAACGGCAAUACUAUUGUUUGGUGAUCUUUGCCAUCAAAAAGCAGUCAUAGCACAGCAACAACAACAAGACCAACAGCCGCAACAAGCCAAUGGGUCCAUCGAUUCGGAAGAGAAUCUAGUUUCAGAAUCUUUGAUGGAACAAUUGAAAGCAAAUUUGUGCUCGCUUCUAUUGCAUUUGAGCGAAGAGAAUAAUCUUAUCGCCAGGGCUUGCAAAAUAACGCUCAAGAAUGUGUGUUCGCUGUUGGGAACAACUAAAAUGAAUCAAUUGGCACAGAAUCACCUACUAGAGCACGGUCAGUUGCAGUAUGGGAACUUCAUAAAGGAUUUUGUUAAGCACAUUGGCGAAGAGCUGCCGGAUUCGGUCCACGAUUUCAUCGAUGCUUGUCUCCCGUUCCUGCGCAGUCAGUGGCCUGAAAUACGAGGCAAUGCAGCAAUUUUGAUAGGAUUGCUACACACGCAGCAUAAAUCGAUACACCAGAUGGACUCUGUGGGGCAUAAAAUCUCUCUCUUGCUAAAGGACGAAGAUGCAGGAGUGAAGAUAAAAGCUUCAGAAGGAUUGGGUUACAUAUAUGGUGAAUGUUAAAC